CUCACUCAAACUUCUCCUUCUCCUAAUUCCACUCAGAGAGAGAGAGAGAGAGAGAGAGAGAGAGAGAGACCCAUAGAAACACUAUAAUGGAGAUCUCCGGCAAGAUUUACGCUUCCCUCAUUAUCUGCAUGCUCGUCAUCUCCUCCUCUGUAACUCCAUCUCUAAGCUGCACCUCCUGUAGGCACAAGCCUCCAAAGAAGCACAAGCCCAAGCCUAAGCUCCCACCGCCGCUGCUUCCUCCGGCGCCGCCUGCGGAGGCGACGUGCCCGGUGGACACGGUCAAGCUGGGGGCGUGCGUGGAUCUGCUGGGAGGGAUUGUCCACGUGGGAAUAGGGGACCCAGUGGUGAACCAGUGCUGCCCGGUGAUUCAAGGGCUGGUAGACCUGGAGGCCGCCGUGUGUCUGUGUACGACGCUGAAACUGAAGCUUCUGAAUCUAAACAUAUAUGUGCCUCUCGCUCUUCAGCUUCUCAUCACUUGUGGCAAGAUGCCUCCUCCUGGUUACACUUGCUCACUCUGAUCUCCCCCCCUUUAAACGACGCCGUUUAUCAGCUGCCUCCAUGGUCUCUUAUGGGGUAUCAACAGAAUCCGCAUGAAACGACGUCGCUACCAAUUCCCUCGCUUCUCUCUUCUAUCGUAUGUUGGAGUACGGAAUUGCUGAUGUUUAGCUAUUAUUAUUAAUCAUUUAAUUAAAUUUUGUAAACAUUUCGUUUUCAGCUAGUGUGAAUUUUAUGUUGCAUCAAUUUUUGAAAAAAUGAAUCAUACUGUUUAUGACUCAUGAAUAGUAUGGUUGAUAGAAUUUAUAUUUCUUUUUCCCCCUUUUUUAGAGUGAAAUUUUGAUUGAUUGUGACGGAUAAUAGAUAAUACAUGUAAUUCAUUGGAUUGAUAUUGUGAGUGCAGUUUUUUUUU
This is a messenger RNA of Neltuma alba, 907 nucleotides long. RefSeq names its product 36.4 kDa proline-rich protein. The transcript has 2 exons. The record is from RefSeq and is a predicted model, not a curated record. The coding region runs from base 87 to 518 and encodes 143 amino acids. NCBI's taxonomy places the organism in Eukaryota, Viridiplantae, Streptophyta, Magnoliopsida, Fabales, Fabaceae.